Cydia amplana is the source of this 1086-nucleotide messenger RNA. RefSeq lists its product as uncharacterized. NCBI's taxonomy places the organism in Eukaryota, Metazoa, Arthropoda, Insecta, Lepidoptera, Tortricidae. The coding region runs from base 1 to 1086 and encodes 361 amino acids. The transcript is spliced from 2 exons. The record is from RefSeq and is a predicted model, not a curated record.
AUGGACAUGCUCGCGACCCAUCAUAAAAAGUGUGACUUUCGUAACUUCUGGAAACUUACGAAGAAAAUGGAAGUGAAGACUGGACUCUCAGUUAGUGUCAACGGCAUUUCAGAUACCAAGGAUCUCUCGAAGGCUUUUGACCUUGUAAAUUACGAUUUACUUUGGCAAAAGCUUGACGAGACAAAUUUUCCUAGAGAGCUAACACGCAUAUUUAGAUACUGGUACGCCAGCCAGAGAAAUAGUGUCCGAUGGGGAAACUUUUUGUCUGAUGAGUACGGAUUGGAUUGUGGCGUCAGGCAAGGCGGACUAAGUUCGCCAAAAUUAUUUAAUCUGUAUGUUAACGAGCUUAUCGGUGAGCUCAGCAGCACGCAUGUCGGAUGCCACGUGAACAGGGUAGCAUUCAACAACAUAAGCUAUGCAGAUGACAUGGUGCUGUUGAGCCCAUCGGUUGGCGGACUGCGAACCCUCAUCAAUAUUUGUGAGUCAUAUGCUUUAAAACAUAAUUUAAAGUAUAAUGUGUCGAAAAGCGAGUAUAUGGUUUUCAAGGCGGGAACCAAGUGCCCAUCCCAUGUCCCACCCAUUCGCUUGAAUGGCGAGCAGCUUACGAGGGUUAAUUCGUUUAAAUACCUUGGGCACUUGGUAACCGACGACUUGCGCGACGAUUCGGAUAUCGAGAGGGAGCGAAGAGCUCUGGCGAUCAGAGCUAACAUGAUAGCUCGCAGGUUCAGUCGGUGUACAGCGCAAGUUAAAAUUACACUAUUCCGUGCGUACUGUACAUCGCUGUAUACCUGCAGCUCGUGGGCUAGAUAUACGCAACGCUCGAUCAAUAAAUUGCGGGUGCAAUAUAAUGACGCGUUCAGGGUGCUGUUGCGGCUGCCGCGGCAUUGCAGCGCGUCUGGCAUGUUCGCGGACGCUCACGUGGACAGUUUUUAUGCGACGCUGCGCAAGCGCUGCGCCGCGACGCUCCGCAGAGUCCGUGACAGCCGCCACAGCCUCUUGAGCGUAGUAGCGGAGAGGUGGGACAGUGGCCUAAUCAGGCACUGGUCCUCGCUUCACUUAGGUUUAGGUACUAAUAUAGUUGUUUAA